Bursaphelenchus xylophilus (pine wood nematode) is the source of this 485-nucleotide messenger RNA. Lineage: Eukaryota; Metazoa; Nematoda; Chromadorea; Rhabditida; Aphelenchoididae. The record is from the annotation of a GenBank genome assembly.
AUGUACCGUCAUCGUGCUGGUAUCGAAAAUGUUGAGAAUCGACGUAGAAAAUUGAUAGAUCAAUUUGUGUUUGAGCUGGCUCAGCUGUGGGUUGUGGCCAGAUGUAGAUGCCCGGUGAUGAAGGGGUGGCACUCGUUAUCACAUUUGGAUUGUUUUUCGGUUGAUCCAUGGCUGGUCGAUGAAUUAAGGACUUGCACAGAGAACCUGGUUGAUUCGCUGGACGGGAGGAACAAUAAUAAAGUCAUCAUGAGACCAAGGCAAGUUUAACAUAACCAAAACCUCAGAACUUGUAUAAAUUCGACCAUUGGAUCCCUUUGAACCAUACUUGUGACUCUGAAAAAAAAAUUGUAAAAAUUUACAAUUUCAGUGACGCAAUCCGAUGGAGACAGAGCAUUGAACGUCGGUUAAGCCGUUGCUCCGAAAGUUCGGACAGUCUUACAAAUAUCGUUGAGCCAGAUUCUCUAUGCAACAGUUCGAGACGAUAA